GGGUUUUGUUCCCGCAGCUCCUCGGUGCGCUGUCCACUUCAGCACCACAAGCCGAGCUGAGGCAGCGGGCUAGCUAACGCUGAAGAGGAGGCACCGAAGAUAGCGCUCAGCAUCAGCACCAGCCCCAAACCGAGUCACAUAUCUACAAGAUACCGAAAAAUAAUACCGAUAUCCACCAGAAACGCCGACAGCGACGAGGCAGAAGCACGCAGAAAAGAGUUCAGCAAUCAUGUACGAUGCAGCCAGGGUACCAUCUCCUAAGGAUGGUGCAAAUGGGGUGGCUCAACCUGAGGUCCCUGCAGCAGGAGCAGGAACAGCUGUAGGAUCAGGAGGGCCAAUGCCAACUACAGCGCUGCAAACUGAAACCGAGGAUGGACAGCCAGGGACAGAGGAGGAGGAGCAGCCCAAAGCAGAGCCAGUCAUGGUGAAGAAGCCACACAGAGAAAUCUUGGAUCAUGAGAGGAAGAGGAGGGUGGAGCUCAAAUGUAUGGAGCUCCAGGAGAUGAUGGAGGAGCAGGGGUACACAGAGGAAGAAAUUCGACAAAAAGUGAGCACAUUCAGACAAAUGCUGAUGGACAAAGAAGGCGUUAUUACCAGAGAGAGCUCACACACACAACCAGUGGUCAACCACCUCCACCAUCAGCCUGAUGAAUAUGAAGAGGAUCCUGAAGUAGUCGGUUAUGAAGAUGGAGGCUAUGACCAUGACUACCACAGUGACAACAGAGUGAAGAGGAAAUCAAGCAGCUCUCCAUCCCCUCGUCCAAAGAAGAGGAAGAAGAAGAAAUCUGGCCAUCGAAGGAGUCGGUUUGGCAGCUCCUCACCUACUCGCAGAGAGAAGAAGAAAAAGAGUGGGAAGAAACACAAGCGAGACAGAUCUGCAUCUGGCUCCAGGAAAAAGAGACGAUACAGGUCGGGCAGUCCAAAGAACAAACACAAAGACAAGAACAAACAGAAAAAGAGGUCCCCUGGAGAGACCCCCAGCAGGAGUUCACAGCAUCAAGGCAGCUGCUGCAGCUCUCGAAGCGCCUCCCUGUCCUCCACUCGGAGCACCUCCAAAUCUCCUACCAGGCUGAACAAGCACAAGACAGAGGGACAGAAGGCGUCCGGCACCUCGCUGUCUCCAGGCCCCAACAGUCCCACAUCGUGGCACAACGGCGACCACAUCCAGCGGAGCCGCAACGGCAAGGCCGGCAGACUCAACCACCCCGAGGGCGAGAAAGGGAACGAUAAGCUCCGUCUGCUGACUGCUAGCUCUGCAAGCAUCCAGUCCACUCUGCUGAGAGAGCACAAGCUCCACAGCGCCCCCAGCAGGAACCUAGCAGGACAGAUGUGUGCAGCAGGAGAAGCUGGGAGUGUGGACAGCAGGAACACAGCUGUGGGGAGCUCAGCCACCCAGACGUCAGGGAGGAGAGGGGGCCAGAGAGGCCAGAAAAAGAGCUCCCACUCCCCUGCUCGCAGCAGCGGCUCGGCCCACUCCCAGCACAACCACACCCACAGAGGGAGAAACUCUCGUCACCAGAGAAAGACAAAAGGUGGCCACUCUUCCAAGCGUCACCACCGCUCUAGUCGGGCUCAGGCACACCAGCGCAGCCAGUCAGCAUCUCCAGGACGUCACUCCCACACAUCAGGCAGGAAGACUGAGGAGUCUCGGAGCAAAGCCAACCUCCGGCAGCGUAGCAGCUCCUUCAGCAGCGGGCGCUCAUCUUCACGCUCGGCCUCCAGAGACAGAGGCCCCAGCAAGGCCAAGUCCCCACACAACAGACAGAACAACUCCAGAGAGAGGGACAGUCCUAACCGCUCUGACACUGACAGCCGAGCUCGCCGCCGCUCACGUAGCUACUCACCCAUCCGCAAAAGACGAAGAGAUUCACCCAGCUUCAUGGAGGCUCGCCGGAUCACCAGUGCUAGGAAGCGGCCCAUCCCUUACUACCGGCCCAGUCCUUCGUCAUCCAGCUACGACAGCAGCCCGUCGCGGUCCAGCCGUAGCCGUAGUCAUAGCUACAGCAGCUACAGCCGCAGCAGGAGCCACAGCCGGAGUCACAGCAGGAGCCGGAGCCGGAGCUGGAGCCGAAGCCGCAGCCAGAGUCGGAGCUGGAGCCGCGGCAGGAGCCGAUCCCGAAGCCACCACAGCUACUACAGCCACAGCAGCUAUGACAGCCCCGGCUUCUGAACACAAUGGACAGCACAGGAGAGCCAACAAAAGCAAGGAGAGGAGCAGUGCUGUUGAAUUUACAACACUCCAGUUCAGUCAUUAUGUAUCUUUAACAAGCUCUCAACAGUGGCCGCACUGCUAUACAGUACAGGGUCCACACACCUCCAGUCUGGACCGAUACGUCUUUAUCACAGAGCGUGGAUCAAAGAGAAGAAAUGUAUUUUGAUUUAGCACAUUACUAUGAAAUUGGCUGUCACUGUUCAUGUCUUCACAUAUACAAGGUAUUCAAGGAAAUGGUUUCCACUUGUCAAAUAUUAAUUGGCUGAGCCCAAAGAACAAAUCUCGCUGUAUCUUAGCACUUUCUUUCUCAUCUUCCACAAAGCAACCAAAAAUGAAAUCAUUAACAACUAUAUGCUAUAUAAAUAUAUAUGGAAAUAAAUAUGCUAAAAAGAGGGGCUGAGUAGGAGACGUAAAGAAGGGAUACACAUCAGAGGAGAACAGCUUGUACAUUUCAGAGAAUCAGACUUUUUUGCUCCACUUGUCAUGUAUUCUUCCCCCCCAAAGACUUCUGUUUUAUCGAAGCACAGUGAUCAACAACCAAGAGAACAAAAGAGAAGUCGACGAAUGAAUUAGGAAGCAAAUAAGAUAAGGAGCUUUUUUUUGUGAUACAAACUGUAUUGUAUAGGUUGGUCUGUAUAGAUGUAAACUCUCUUGCGUUCUGGCUUUGUAAACUAUGCACUGUAUAUUCCAUUUAGUUUGAGGAGGCUUGUUCAGCAUGAUGCAUCAGAGGAGAUUCACUGCUCGAAGGAAAUGGAGAGUGUCAGGGUGCAUCUCUGGGCCCCUCUGACUUUUACAGUAUGUCAUACACCUGUAUAGAGGUGAAUGGGACUGGGGGGGAGGGGGGGGGGGUAUGUAUUAUGUACUUUUACGCUUUUCCCUGUUUAAAUACUCAUGUUCAUUUAGCUAAUCAUGUGCAUUUGAGUGUGUGUGUGUGUGUGUGUGUGUGUGUGUGCGCGUGCGUGCGUGUUUGUGUGUGCGUGUGCGCACGCGUGUGCAUAUUUACCUCCUCUGCAAGGAUCACUGAGGUCAUUAUUUAUGUGUACUGCACUGUAGCCUUCACCUGUGGCUGCUGUUUGGUACUGUACAGGUAAACUGUCUGCAAAAAGUUUCCAUGCAUAUGUGUGUUGACCUCAACUAUUUAUGAAUUUACUGUAUUUAUUUGUUUAUUUAUUGGGUUAUUUAUUUUUUAGUUUGUUUAACAUUUUUUGCUGCAGAUAAAAAACAUACUGUAUAUGUCCAUGUUUUACACAAAUAUGGCUUAUUGUGGCGAAGGCUUAUUAUCAUGAUCAGAUUAGCGAGCAGUAUCUAAAUUCACUGCUUUGUGUUUAAGAUGCUCUGAUUUUAGCCAGUAGAACUGAGUGUUGACCCACACUUACUUCCAUGACUGUCAUUAUGCAUCCACAGCUGAUUGUAAUGGUUAAUUUUAAGGCCGGCCACUGUGGCUUUUCCUGUAUUGAGGAUUGAGGGAUCAGCUUGGAGCAGAACAUCUCCUUGUGUGGAGAUAAGAGCCUAUCAUUCUGCUCUGCACACUGCAUACUUCACUACCUUGUGUAAUGGUCCAUGUCAUAUUUCAUAAAAGGACCCCUGGUUACCAGCUUCAAGACAGUAUGUGUGACAGCAGCAGGUGUGUCUGCAGCUUCAGUAGGAUGGCGAACAAACUGGCGAUACAAUCAGGGAUCACGCCUAAGUCUUCCUUACCAUUUAUCCAUUCUCAUGACACUCACACACUGCUGCAUUCCCAGUGUAACCAGACUCAACCUAACUAUGAUACUCUGCAAAUCAUUUAUUCUAAAUAUAGCAUUGCCCCUUUAGUUCAAUCAUUCUUUGUAUUGUACAAUUUAUUAUACCUGACAAUAAACAGAAACAAAAGGGGAAAUGAUCAAA
Messenger RNA from Acanthochromis polyacanthus (spiny chromis), 4096 nucleotides. It is a transcript of the gene srrm3, whose product is annotated as serine/arginine repetitive matrix 3. The coding region runs from base 230 to 2170 and encodes 646 amino acids. The transcript has 14 exons. The record is from RefSeq and is a predicted model, not a curated record. Gene Ontology annotation, molecular function: mRNA binding. Lineage: Eukaryota; Metazoa; Chordata; Actinopteri; Pomacentridae.